Molecule: messenger RNA, 786 nt
Organism: Papaver somniferum (opium poppy)
Lineage: Eukaryota; Viridiplantae; Streptophyta; Magnoliopsida; Ranunculales; Papaveraceae
Product: serine/threonine-protein kinase fray2-like
Exons: 3
Coding region: 1-786 (261 amino acids)
Source: RefSeq, a predicted model, not a curated record
AUGGCAAAAGUAAGACAAACUGCACAUAAGAUCACUUCUGCUAGCAUACCUCGACACUCAGUUCAAUCAGCACCUGCGUUACUUACCGGAAACAGACAUGGUCGUGAUCGUGUUCGUGACCGAACCCUAGAUCGUGGUCGAGAUCGAGAUCGUGUUCGUGACAGAACCCCAGAUCUGAAUAAUCGGAGAAAUGAUUCAAAAGAUCGAGAAACAAGAGAAGUUAAUAGAUCAUUCAACCAUCCAAAUGAUGGGAAGAAAGACAAGUCGAAGAACCGUUCGGGUGGGCAGCAUGAUGAUCGAGGAGAAGUUCGAGAAAAAAACCAUGGGGAACGAACGGAAACUGGAUAUCGGAAACAUCAUGAUAUGAAGCUGACACCGUUGAACAUACGUCUUACAGAUUUGUAUGAGAAAAUAAGCAAGGAUUUGAGCCCCCCACGGCAUUUUCCAGCGGAGAUACGCGAUAAACGUGAUAAAAGUAAAUACUACAAUUAUCAUAAAGACAUUGGUCAUAAUACUGAGAAUUGUCUCUCCUUAAAGAUCGAAGUCCAGCGAAUGAUAGACGCUGGAAAGCUACAAGUGUACAUGAAAAAGGGAUUUUCGGAAAGUGGAAAUGGAGCAGAAAUUAUGGAGCUUGGAUACACAAAGAUCGAGUUUUCUGAAGCAGACAUGAUAGGUGUAUAUGCUCCCCACAAUGAUGUUAUUGUUAUAACAACUUGGAUUGGCAUGUUUCGUGUACACUGUAUUCUAGUGGGUACGAGAAGCUCAGUAAGUGUGUUGUUUUCAUGA